AUGUCGGUGUUGUGGACUGUAAAGGUGGUUGGCCUGGGGGCAGCGGCCCUCACUCUCAGUCUGGAGCUGCUGGGUCGGCUCUUUGGUCGCCUAAAGCAAAGAAGAACCCUAAAUGAGGUCCUCUUCUUCCCGUCAGACAUGGCCUGUGUGGAGCACAUCUUCACUCCCACCACCACUCACUCCUGUUUCUGCCCCUUGCCUCAUGGUGUGGAGACUUCUUUCUCCCGUCUUCUCCGCCACAUCUUGUCUGCUUCCUCUUCUCUGGACUUGUGUAUUUUUUCCUUUUCCAACAUGGAUCUGUGUCGGGCUGUACUGCUGCUGCAUAGCAAGGGCGUAACUGUCCGAGUCGUGUCUGACAAGAACUACUCUGCCAUAACUGGCUCCCAGAUCGGUGUCCUCCGCAAGGCUGGGAUCUGUGUGCGCUGUGACGUGGUCUCUGUGUGCAUGCAUCACAAGUUUGCUGUGGUGGACAGCCGGCUGCUCAUCACCGGCUCCCUCAACUGGACGCUGACGGCAGUGCAGAGCAACGCGGAGAACGUCCUCCUUACCGAGGAGCCCGACCUGGUGCAGCCCUUCAUCAAGGAGUUCCACCGGUUAUGGGUGCUCAACGAUCCGACCCAGUACUACCAGAACCAGUGACUGACUGCUCCACGCUUUCAUCACCUGGGAUUUCCUAACAGGCUGAUCUAGUUGGAACAUGAUGAACUUGUGUGUUCAUUACUCUCUGCCUUUUCACAGUCAGGCUGAUGUGUUCAAAUAAAGCACAAUUAUUUCGUCUCA
This is a messenger RNA of Austrofundulus limnaeus, 780 nucleotides long. It is a transcript of the gene pld6, whose product is annotated as phospholipase D family, member 6. Gene Ontology annotation, cellular component: mitochondrion. Lineage: Eukaryota; Metazoa; Chordata; Actinopteri; Cyprinodontiformes; Rivulidae. Bases 1 to 639 code for a protein of 212 amino acids. The transcript is spliced from 4 exons. Gene Ontology annotation, molecular function: RNA endonuclease activity producing 5'-phosphomonoesters, hydrolytic mechanism. Gene Ontology annotation, biological process: piRNA processing. The record is from RefSeq and is a predicted model, not a curated record.